This is a messenger RNA of Dioszegia hungarica, 1359 nucleotides long. RefSeq lists its product as uncharacterized. The transcript is spliced from 4 exons. Lineage: Eukaryota; Fungi; Basidiomycota; Tremellomycetes; Tremellales; Bulleribasidiaceae. Bases 1 to 1359 code for a protein of 452 amino acids. The record is from RefSeq and is a predicted model, not a curated record.
AUGUCCGACUAUGCCAAUCUCCCAAUCUUCCAGAUUCUUGCUGCGGAGGCCAUGCAUGCGGCCAAUAUACUUCCACUAUCCGCGGCGGAGGGCCAGCUCGUCAGGGAGAGAACGGGUAUCAAGUAUGUGUUUACAUUGAUGGACGACGAGAGGCUGGACAGGUUGCUGGUAAUAAGGAUCGGACGACUAGAAGCUCACGGGCUACGCGUCCUGGGCACCGACGAUGAGGUCGCCAACUCCCUCGCGGAGACGGUCCGCGUUCGCCCGGACGGCGUUGACUGGCCGGCCCCUAUGAGGGAUUGGUCCGAAACCACUCACGGGGAGCUCAUCAAGGCCAUCGCCGUCCAGGACUACUCUUGGCGGCUCUACAACCUCGCCAAAGCUCGACUGCCGUCCGACUACCCCUCCUCUAUAGCUGAAUUUGGCGAACUCGCCCUCAGCUCGCCCUCGUUCGCUGCAGCCUUUCUCAACAUGACGUACCCCGGAUCCAUCCGCGCCGACCCAGCCUUCAUCGCAGCCGUGAAAGGACUGGUCGCUCCCGCGCGAGCUCUCGUGAGCCUCGCCACCAAGGGCCGGGUCCCCCGUAUGCCACUCACCGACGUCCCUACGCCCGUCAAGCCUAGGGCCAGCAAUCGACAUCGGCGCGCCCCUCAUCCUCCCCCUCCCGCUCCACUCGCACCCCCUCCUCCUAACCGAAAAGGCAAAAACAAGCGAGAUCGGUCCCCUACUCCUCCGGCUCCAGCCUGUCGUCAAGCCGCUGGCAAGAAAAUGAAGGAGGACGACACCUACACCGCAUUCCGGGAACCCUCUGUACCUCUUUCCGACACUACGGAGGUAUCCAUUCACUCUGCUCCCUCGCCCCCGCACGUAAUCGACGAGCCCCUGGAGGAUGUAGAGAUGGAGCAGGUGGAGAUUGCACGCGUGCGAGAGUGCUUUGGUGGGCUGAGCAAGCUGGGCGAUGACGAUCAGCGGGAAGAGGCUGGACGUGAGAUACAGGUGGAGGAUAUGGACUGGGAAGCUGCUGCUGAGUAUGUCGACGAGGAGGGUCUGCAGCAUGGCGAGGUGAUUGAGCCGGAGGAUGAUGAGAUUGGGCCGUUGGCGAUGGUGAUUUGGGAAGACCCCCUUCGUGUCUACCCGGUGCUGCCCAUCGUUGAGGUCGGGGAUCCCUGGGAGCACGUCGAGGGGGGUGCAGCUGAGGAGGAGGAUGUGCUGGAGAUCCCUCGCCCGCCCGCCGAAGAUGGACUCCCGCGCAUGGCAUACCACGGUGACCGACUCCAUGCGGGCGACAUUCGAGAUGGGCCUAUUAUUUACCGCGUCUGGAUCGAAAUCGUCGUCGGCGAGGUCGAGGAAGAAGAGUGA